This is a messenger RNA of Boleophthalmus pectinirostris (great blue-spotted mudskipper), 4577 nucleotides long. RefSeq names its product excision repair cross-complementation group 6-like (gene ercc6l). Gene Ontology annotation, molecular function: ATP-dependent chromatin remodeler activity; DNA translocase activity; ATP binding. The record is from RefSeq and is a predicted model, not a curated record. Lineage: Eukaryota; Metazoa; Chordata; Actinopteri; Gobiiformes; Gobiidae. The transcript has 6 exons. The coding region runs from base 122 to 4132 and encodes 1336 amino acids.
UCCGUUCAAACCCUUGACAGCCGCGGUCUGAGAAGUGCCACAUUUUCCCGGAGUUUUUCCCCGAAAUACGUAAUUUUCGACGUUUUCCACAGAAGCGCACUCGGGGCCAGCGUGAGCCCCGAUGCCGGAGACUGGUGCCGGGAUGGAGCGACACUUGAGCGACGACGUGGAGCGGGUUUCGGAGAGAAUGGAGAGGUCUUUGUGUGUGGACACCGAGGAUCCUCUGGAAACGUACAGCAGACUGGUUCAGGAGGCGAAAGCUGCGGGUCGCGGUGGAGACAUGCACAAAGCCCUGACCCUGUUUGAAAAGGCCUACGACAUCCACCCGAGCGACAAACUCAAGUCACGCAUCCAGAAGGUCAAAGAGUUUUUAUCGGAGGUUCAGUCGGAGGAAGAAGACGACGAGGACUUUGUGGACGUAAACGGCUGCGGCCUGCUGCUUUUCAAAGAUCUUCACAAUAAACUGUACGAUUACCAAAAAGAGGGCGUGGCGUUUUUGUACAGACUUUACAACAACAGGCUCAAGGGAGGCAUCCUCGCUGACGACAUGGGCCUCGGAAAAACCAUACAAGUGAUCUCGUUCUUGUCUGGGAUGUAUGACUUGGACCACGUUAAGUUCACGAUACUGGUCGUACCGACAUCUUUGAUCACAAACUGGACCAAGGAGUUCGCGAAAUGGACACCGGGGAUGAGGGUUAAGGAGUUUCACGGGGCGAGCAAAAGUGAACGCACUAAGAACCUGGAGAAAGUUCAGCGAAGGGGCGGCGUCGUCAUCACCACGUACAACAUGCUGCUCAACAACUGGCAGAUCCUGUCGUCGCAUAACGGGCGGGAGUUCACGUGGGAUUACAUGAUUCUAGACGAGGCGCACAAAAUCAAAAGCACGGCGACCAAAACCGCGAAAAGUGCGUCCGCGAUUCCGUCGAAGAACCGGGUGUUGCUCACGGGAACGCCGGUGCAGAACAAUCUACGCGAGAUGUGGGCGCUGUUCGAUUUCGCGUGCCACGGGGAGCUGCUGGGGACCGCGAAGACGUUCAAAGCGGAGUACGAAAACCCGAUCACGAGGGCGAGGGAGAAGGACGCCACGCCCGGAGAGAAGGUGCUCGGCUUGAGGAUGUCGGAGAACCUCAUGGCGAUAAUCAGACCGCACUUCCUCCGCAGAACCAAAGCGGAAGUGCAGAAGCUGAAGCCGAGCAGCCCACCUCAGGAAAACGGAGACGGCGGUGAGAGGGCGGAGAACGACGAGGCGAAUCCUGGAGCGACGAUGCCAGAGUUGACACGUAAAAACGAUCUGAUAGUUUGGACGUAUCUGAGCGCGGUGCAGGAGGACAUCUACAGACAGUUCAUCUCGCUGGAUCACAUCAAGGAGUUGCUGAUGACGACCAAAUCGCCGCUCGCCCAGUUGACCAUUCUGAAAAAGCUGUGCGACCAUCCGAGGCUGCUGUCCGCCGGCUCGAUGGCGAAGCUCGGCCUGGACGAUCACGACGCCGGCGAUUCGGAGGGAGACACGGGGCACGACAUCACCAACGUACCCGACGACACGCUCAUCUCCGAAUCGGGUAAAAUGGUGUUUCUUUUCUCGCUUUUGGAGCGGCUGAGAGACGAAGGUCACCGCACGCUCGUUUUCGCUCACUACCGCAAAGUUCUGGACAUCCUGGAACGGAUCUUGAAAAACCGUGGAUUCAAAGUCAUGCGAAUGGACGGGACGAUAACGCACACCGCCGAACGUGAACGCCGGAUAACGCUGUUCCAGAAAGACCAGAGCUACACGGUUUUCCUCCUAACGACGCAAGUGGGGGGAGUCGGAAUCACGCUGACGGCGGCGAAUCGCGUCGUCAUCUAUGAUCCCAGCUGGAACCCCGCCACGGACGCUCAAGCCGUGGACCGAGCGUAUCGUAUCGGACAGAAGGAAAACGUUGUGAUUUACAGACUGAUCACGUGCGGCACCGUCGAGGAGAAAAUCUACAGACGUCAGGUUUUUAAAGAUUCGCUGAUCAGGCAAAACACGGGCGACAAGAAGAAUCCGUUUAGAUAUUUUAGCAAACAGGAGCUGAAGGAGCUUUUCACGCUGGAGGACACGAAGUCUUCGACCACACAGAUGCAGCUCCAGGCGCUGCACUCGAGGCAGAGGCGCACGGACGCAGAGCUGGACGAGCACAUCGCACACCUCCACGCCAUGGAGAUGUUCGGCAUUUCUGACCACGACCUGAUGUUUUCUGUGAACGCGCACCAGGAGGAGGCGCCGGAGGACCAGGAGCAGCGCCACUACAUCGAGGGCCGCGUGCAGAAGGCGCAGGAGCUGAUGAAGGCGGAGUGUGAGCUCCAGACGCAGCUGGCACAGAGCAUGGCGUCCAGCACGGAAGCAGCCUGGUUAAGGAUGGACCAACCGCCCAGAGAGAGGAAACCCCGAUACCCCACACAGGAUUUGGAGAGUCCUGGGUCUCACUCGUACCAGGACCACGGGGCCGUGGUGGAUCUGGACCGGUCCGGGUCAGCGGAGAAGAACGUGAUCGACCUGACGGCGGAGCAGAGCAGCGACGAGGCCACCGAAAACAGCCACGAGUCACAAGAAGAAACGCGCAAAAUCAAAACGGAACGUGGAAACUCUCAAAACUUUACGGAACGAAACUCCACAGAUCACGAAGAAGUGGUGAUUUCUGAUGACGAGACUCCACAAAACGGUUUCCAACAAAACGGCGUCCACUCUCCACGAAACAUCAAAUCAGAAAUGCCCCACUUCAUCCACAACGGAGACGUGUCUAUGAAUGAUUUGGAAGCGCAAGAAAAAGAUCAAAACUUCAGCGCGAUAAACGGACAUGAAAACGGCGUAGAGGAAAUCGAAAACGGCGAUCGCUCCAUGAAUAACUUGGUGAUCGAGGAUUCCGUCGAAGAAGCGAUGGACGUGUCUGCUCAGAACCUCGAGAAUAAAUCUGAAGUGCGAAAUGGCUUCACAAACGCAGUGGAAAUUUUGUCUGAAAAUCACAAACUCGACCAAUCGACCGGCGACAGCAGCUUGAGUUAUUUCACCGCCGACGAUGACGAAAAAACGCAACGAGCUAAAAUGGACUUGGGCGAAUUCCACGAAACACCGCUGAAGAACAAGCGUCUUUCCGUGAUGCAAGCGAGUUUUAAAUCUGAAAACGGGCCGAAUUCCAGCUACGUCAUGGACUCUUUGGAAGGCGAAUUUAACUUACAAUUGGACGACGACAGCAGCAUCAUUUCGGAUAACGAUAUUUUCAACGAUCAGAAGCAAACUGAGGAAGAGGAGCGUCAGAUUCUGUCCAAACUACAGUUAGACGGCAGUUUUAGUGUUGACAGGUCGUUAGCGGAGCAUCACAACAAGGAAAAGUCCGUAAUUAACGACGUUUCGGAGAUGAACACUUCGGAGAAUGACUCUGUUGUCGCCACGGUGAGAAAGAAGCGAGUGGCGAGGAUUUACAGCGACGACGAAGACGAGGAAGAGCAGGGGCGGGAGAAAUCGAACGUGAAGGAUUUUGAAGAAUCGUUUCACAUGUUGGGAGCGUCGACCCCGAAAGCCUCCGCCGCCGCCUCCGCGACUCUGAACCGGUCGAGGAAAAGUGUGAACACAUCGGUCGCCUCCAGACGCUCGUUUGUGAUGUCGCUGAUCGACGACAUCGACAACCACGAGGAGGAGGAGGAAGAGAAGAGCGGAGGGAGCGAACGGGACCACAGAGAGACCGAGGAAGACGAGUCUGAGGGAGAAGAGGAGGAGGAGGACGGACAGGCUGACGAGGGCGUUGAAGAGGAGUCCAGAGGGGGCGUGUCUGUGGGCGAUGAAGAGUCUGAGCCGAGCGGAGAGACCCUGAACUCUGAGGAAGAAGAGCUGGAAGAGGAGGAGGAGGAGGCACAGGAGAGCUUGGAGGAGUCGACCGCAGACGCAGAGCUGUCCUCGGGAGAGCGGAUGGACAAACUCGGGCCUCAGACGGAGGAGGAGGAGGAAGAGGAGGAUUACGAGACGGCGGUGAAGAGAGGACGAGAGUGUCUGACGCGAGGGCGACAGGAAGAAGCUCUCGGACACUUCCUGCGAGCGAUAGACAUGAAACCCGGAGACGCCGAGAUCCAACUGCUCACCAUCAAACUGUACAGACAGCUCAGCCAGAACAAGUACUGAACCCGGACUGAACCCGGACUGAACCCGGACUGAACCCGGACUGAACCCGGACUGAACCCGGACUGAACCCGGACUGAACCCGGACUGAACCCGGACCACCGACGGGGAGGUGACCGUCAAUCUGCUCCAACGGUUCCUAACGUCUAACCUGAAAUACAUUUUAAUAUGGGUAAAAUAAGUCUUGAAAUCGAAUUAAAAAAGGUCUUGAAAUUGAAAUCUGAAUGGCUGAAAGUUUUGAAGUUCCAGAAUUUCCUCCUCAAACAAACUCUCCUGUUUUUAUUCUGCAAAAAAAAGUCUAAUCCUGUAGUUUGGAGCUGUACAAACGUGUUCUGAAAUGUGGUUCUUGUUCUUCUUCUGGACGUGUUAAAUUUCUAAAUAAUAAAAUGUAAACUGAAAAAAAAAAUGCAAGUGCGAACCUCAUAUUCAAUAAAAAUUUUAUCACAAA